AUGGCUGGUGACCAAAUUAGUGGCGAGGAGCAGCUAGCUGCAGUACCCAAGAAGGGUGUCUGGCGCCAGUUGCGUGAGAACCCUUACAUCUUCGGACUCUCUAUGUUUUCCAGUCUUGGUGGCUUCCUCUUUGGCUACGAUCAAGGCGUCGUGUCGGGCGUGUUGACCAUGGAGUCGUUCGCCGCUGACUUUCCACGAAUUUACCUUGACAGUGGCUUCAAGGGUUGGUUCGUCUCAACCUUGCUUCUCUGCGCGUGGUUUGGGUCUCUCAUCAACGGCCCCAUUGCCGACUACAUUGGUAGAAAGGGCUCGAUCCUCCUAGCUGUUGUCGUCUUUACUAUAGGCUCAGCUUUUCAGGCUGGACGUGCUGUCGCUGGUCUUGCAGUUGGAAUGCUGACCAUGAUUGUACCCAUGUAUAUGUCUGAGGUGUCAAGCCCCGGCAUCAGAGGUACCCUCGUCGUUCUGCAGCAACUGAGCAUCACUCUUGGCAUCCUUGUGAGCUACUGGCUAGAGUACGGGACCCAGUAUAUCGGUGGCCAUCGAUGUGCACCCGAUAUUCCGUACUCAGGCGGCACUUCCGACAAACGCACGUUCGAUCCUCGAUACGAUGUCGGCCCCAAUGGUUGUACAGGCCAGUCCGAAGCUGCUUGGCGAGUUCCCUUUGCCCUCCAGAUAUUCCCUGCGCUUGUUCUGGGCAUCGGCAUGAUAUUCUUCCCCGAGUCCCCACGCUUUUAUCUCAUGCGCCACAAGGAAGACGAAGCCCUCGCCGCUCUGGCUCAACUCCGUCAGGUUCAUGUUGACUCAGAAUACAUCACAGCUGAGUAUCUGGCCAUCAAGACAGAGGUUAUGUUUGAUGAGUCCGUUUCGGCGGAGAAAUUCCCCGGAAAGAAAGGCCUGUCCCUCUUCGCUGCUCAGCAUGUCGCUCUCGUGUCUACGUGGCCUGCCUUCAAGCGCCUCGCUAUCGGCUGCUGCAUCAUGUUUUUUCAGCAGUUCAUGGGCUGCAAUGCCAUCAUCUACUACGCCCCUACAAUGUUUGCUCAGUUGGGACUGUCUGGAAAUACAUCUGGUCUUUUGGCGACUGGUGUAUACGGCAUCGUCAACACCCUCUCAACAUUGCCCGCCCUCUUCUUGAUUGACAAGCUCGGUCGUCGUCCGUUGCUCAUGUGUGGUGCAGCCGGAACGUUCAUCUCUCUCGUUAUUGUCGGUGGCAUUAUUGGAGGCUUCGGCUCGGGUCUCGCCGACAAUAAGGCUGCUGGCUGGGUUGGCAUUGUCUUUAUCUACAUCUACGACGUCAACUUUUCAUUUUCCUUCGCGCCCAUCGGUUGGGUCCUGCCUUCGGAAAUUUUCAACCUUGGCAACCGAUCCAAGGCUAUGGCCAUCACUACUAGCGCUACUUGGAUGUGCAACUUCAUCAUCGGCCUUGUGACACCUGACAUGCUUGCCAACCUUGGCUGGGGUACCUACAUCUUCUUUGCCGCAUUCUGCCUUCUCGCCUUCCUCUUUACCUACUUCUUCGUCCCUGAGACUCGUGGAAAGAGUUUGGAGGAUAUGGAUCUCGUCUUUGGCGAUACUGCAUCUCAUGAGGAGAAGGCCAGGUUGAUGGAGAUCGCAUCUUCCAUGGGCUUGACAGAAGCCGUGCCUGGGCACAAAAUCGGUCUAGCUAAGGAAGACGAUACUACUGCAGAGCACUUCGCAUAG
This is a messenger RNA of Fusarium fujikuroi IMI 58289, 1698 nucleotides long. Its product is annotated as related to quinate transport protein. Gene Ontology annotation, biological process: transmembrane transport; carbohydrate transport. Bases 1 to 1698 code for a protein of 565 amino acids. The record is from RefSeq and is a predicted model, not a curated record. NCBI's taxonomy places the organism in Eukaryota, Fungi, Ascomycota, Sordariomycetes, Hypocreales, Nectriaceae. Gene Ontology annotation, cellular component: membrane. The transcript has 3 exons. Gene Ontology annotation, molecular function: carbohydrate:proton symporter activity.